UUUCCCACAGACAGUAAAAUCCGUUUCCAUUAUCUUCUGGUAUUCAUGCUGUCAGAAGCUGACAACCUCCUUUAGCCCAACGUUUCCUAGCUGCUGUAAUUUAAAGAGGAAUUUUAGAUUUGUAGCAUUUGAAUCAAAUUGAGGAAAAUUAAGUGCACUUGUCAUGUUGGUUCGCUGGCGAAAGCUACACAGCUAUGUUGCAUGGUAGGGAUAAGUUUCGACAGGUUAGCUUUGCGGUGGCUAAUUCCGCUAUGUAUACUACAUAACCAUGACGUUGGGGAAAGGAUAUCUCCGCAAUUUACUGGACUGCGGGCGUCAGCCUACAGCGUGUGACUGAGGGCCGGCGGGGUUGCAGACAGGUGUUACAGGUUGCUCCCAUGUGCCCAUGGACAAAACUUCCUUUGAGGGGUGGCUGGAGUCAGUCUCCACCACUUUCCUUUCUUUGAACGACCAGCAGCGGAACCAGUGUCUGGACCACCUCAUAUCCUUAAGUGGCGCCGCCCAGCUCCGCCAUUUGUCCAACGGUCUGGAGACUCUGCUGAAGCGCGACUUCCUGCGCCUGCUUCCUCUGGAACUUGCUUUCUACCUGCUGCGAUGGCUGGACCCUCAGAGCCUGCUCACCUGCUGUUUGGUCUGCAAACAGUGGAACAAGGUUAUAAACUCCUGCACAGAGGUGUGGCAGACUGUGUGUCAGGAGCUGGGCUGGAAGAUUGAUGAGUCUAUCCAAGACGCUUCGCAUUGGAAGGUGGUUUACCUGAAGGCGAGGCUGCGCAUGACACAGCUGAAGGAUCAGGAGGCCUUUGAGACGUCAUCGCUCAUCGGGCACAGCGCUCGCGUCUAUGCUCUCUACUAUAAGGAUGGUCUCCUCUGCACAGGAUCUGAUGACCUUUCUGCUAAGCUAUGGGAUGUGCGCACUGGACAGUGCAUUUAUGGAAUUCAGACACACACCUGUGCCACAGUGAAGUUUGAUGAGCAGAAGCUGGUGACCGGGUCCUUUGACAACACUAUUGCAUGCUGGGAGUGGAGCACAGGAGCCAAAAUCCAGCAGUUUCGUGGCCACACAGGAGCAGUUUUCAGUGUGGACUACAACGAUGAACUGGAUUUGCUGGUCAGUGGGUCUGCAGACUUCUCCGUCAAGGUCUGGUCUUUGUCUGCUGGUUCCUGUCUCAACACUCUGACUGGACACACAGAAUGGGUCACCAAGGUGAUCCUGCAGAAAAGUGAAGUUGAGUCGGUGGUUCACAGUCCUGGUGAUUACAUCCUCCUCAGUGCUGAUAAGUAUGAGAUCAAGGUUUGGCCUUUAGGCAGAGAGAUCAACUGCAAGUGUUUGAAGACGCUCUCGGUUUCAGAAGACCGCAGCAUCAGCCUCCAGCCCCGCUUGCAGUUCGAUGGACGUUACAUCGUCUGCAGCUCGGACCUUGGAGUUUACCAGUGGGACUUUGCUAGUUUUGAGAUUCUCAGGGUAAUAAAGCUGCAGGAUCCAGCCAACCUUUCCCUGCUCAGCUUUGGAAAGGUGUUUGCACUCCUUUUCGACAACCACUUCCUGUAUGUCAUGGACCUGAGGACGGAGGUCAUCUCAGGCCGCUGGCCUCUGCCGCCCUACAGGAAAUCCAAACGAGGCUCUAGCUUCCUGGCAGGUGUGACGUCCUGGCUCAACGGCCUGGACGGGGGCAACGACUCUGGACUGGUAUUUGCGACCAGCAUGCCCGACCAUAGCAUUCACUUAGUCUUGUGGAAAGAGAACGGGUAGAUGACGAGGACGUCCAUUAAAGAAGUAAUGCCGCCGCCGCCGCCAUGUGUGCUGUGGAACAUUUAACUGCCAACUUUUAUCACACUCGGACCAAAGCAUUUCCUUUGACCCGCUUCCUUCUCAGCCGCAAAUCUCCUCCAGACAUGUACAGUAGCGAUGGAAAUGGAAGGCCAGGUUACCAACUUCACUACUGGAUUAACCCCUCCCACAAACCAAGCAAACACAACCGUCUCUUGUAAAGGAUGUCUGUCAGGAGGACUACAUUUUUGCUUCAGUCUGGCAGUGUAAAGUGAAAAAAAAGUACAUUUUCUGACCUUAAUGUUCAAAUAAACGUGCCAUCUCCAUAAAAAAC
Molecule: messenger RNA, 2102 nt
Organism: Oryzias melastigma (Indian medaka)
Lineage: Eukaryota; Metazoa; Chordata; Actinopteri; Beloniformes; Adrianichthyidae
Gene: fbxw2
Product: F-box and WD repeat domain containing 2
Exons: 9
Coding region: 386-1750 (454 amino acids)
Molecular function (GO): protein binding
Source: RefSeq, a predicted model, not a curated record